CCUUGCUCAGCUAGCAUCAGCACUAACUAUCCUUUUGACAAACCGAGCGAAAAGCCUAAAAUUUAUUGUCAAAAUCAUGCAAGCCAAGUUGUGGAGCUUGAUGCAUAUGAUCUAACUCCUACGCGUGUGUUUUCAUGGAAUGAACUGGAUCCAAUGUUUAAAGGCAAUCUUGCGUCUCCCCAUUCUCAUUUUGAUGAAACUACCGGUGAAUUGAUCAAUUUUACUAUGGAGUAUAAUACAAAGGGGACUACAUACAAUUUUUUCUCUGUAUCACAUAAUCAUCAAAAUGGUCAAUUGAUCGGAUCUAUAGUGGCAAAAAUGUCUUACGUUCAUAGCUUUGGCGUCACUCCAAGAUUCAUAAUUCUGGUUCUAUUUCCAUAUUAUGGAAAAAGCUCUGGGAUUAAUUUCACCUGGUCUGACAAUAUAAUCGAUUCUUUUGAAUUUAGACCAAAUGAGCCUACAUUAUUUUAUGUUAUUUCAAGAGAAAAGAAGAAGCACGUCGCUACUUAUAAAUCAGAUCCUUGUUUUGC
Scutellospora calospora is the source of this 530-nucleotide messenger RNA. NCBI's taxonomy places the organism in Eukaryota, Fungi, Glomeromycota, Glomeromycetes, Diversisporales, Gigasporaceae. The record is from the annotation of a GenBank genome assembly.